AUGGCUUCGCAACUCUCCAACGCAAACACAGGUCGAGGCCUUUCGCUAGCUGGACUUCCAAAGUCAAACGUAUUUACAUCCAAGCUUCCUCCAGACCCAGCCUUUGAGACGCCCGAUGUGUCACACAAAGCGCAGAGGGAAAGAUUAUACCCGCGCACCGUGAAAGGAGCCUUCUUCACUUUCGUCCGCCCUGAAACAGCAGAAGAUCAAGAGCUUUUGGGAGUCAGUCCCAGGGCAAUGAAAGAUCUUGGACUCAACAUUGGUGAAGAGAAUUCGGCACAGUUCAAAGCCGUGGUCUCAGGAAACGAAUUUUUCUGGGACGAGGAACACGGAGGGGUAUAUCCAUGGGCACAAUGUUAUGGAGGAUGGCAAUUCGGUACGUGGGCUGGUCAACUCGGAGACGGUCGUGCGAUCAGCCUAUUUGAAAGCACCAAUCCCAGGACGAAUGUCCGAUACGAAGUCCAACUCAAAGGAGCUGGCCGGACACCAUACUCCCGGUUCGCAGAUGGAAAAGCUGUGUUACGAUCCAGUAUCCGUGAAUAUAUAGUAUCGGAAGCACUCAACGCGCUCGGAAUUCCCACAACUCGAGCUUUGUCUCUGUCUCUCCUACCCAAGACAAGAGUUCUACGCGAACGCAUUGAACCUGGAGCUAUAGUUUGUCGUUUCGCUGAAUCUUGGCUGAGAAUCGGAACAUUUGAUCUUCCACACUCUCGCGGUGACCGUGAUUUGAUUAGAAAACUCGCAACUUACACUGCUGAAGAUGUGUUUCAAAGUUGGGAAUCCUUACCGGGAGCAGUAUCUCUUGGGAAAGAUCAAUCGCCGGAUGCCGUGGAGAACCCUACUCGCGGUCUUCCAUGGGACAAAGUACAAGAGCACCAGAAUGUGGAAGAGAACAGAUUUGCAAGGCUCUAUCGAGAAAUUGCCCGGCGUAAUGCAAAGACCGUGGCCGCUUGGCAGGCAUACGGCUUCAUGAACGGAGUUCUAAACACCGACAACACAUCUAUAUAUGGGCUAUCACUCGACUACGGCCCGUUUGCUUUCAUGGACAAUUUCGAUCCUCAGUAUACUCCCAACCAUGACGAUCAUAUGUUGAGGUACUCCUAUAAGAACCAACCAUCAGUUAUCUGGUGGAACUUGGUGAGAUUAGGCGAAUGCUUCGGAGAGCUCAUCGGCGCUGGCAGCCAGGUCGAUGAAGAAACUUUUGUCACAAAAGGAGUGUCAGAAGAUGCAGCCCCAGCUCUCAUUAAGCGGGCGGAGACCAUCAUUGAACGAACCGGCGAUGAGUACAAGGCAGUUUUUCUGAACCAAUACAAGCGGCUAAUGUGCAAGAGACUUGGCCUCCAAACCCAAAAGGAAUCAGAUUUCCAAGAAUUAUUCUCCGAGCUCCUUGACACAUUGGAAGCAUUAGAGCUAGACUUUAACCAUUUCUUCAGACGUCUAUCCAGCGUGCCUCUCGCUGACCUCACAACGGAAGUCGGAAGAAAGAGGGCGGCACCUAUAUUCUUCCACAUCGAAGGAUUUGGCGGUAUAGGAUACACGGAGGACUCUGCAAGAGAGCGUAUUGCCAAGUGGCUCGACAAAUGGCGCCAACGCGUCAUAGAAGACUGGGGCUCUGAUGUCGAUGCCGAUACCAAACGACAACAAGCCAUGAAAGAGGUCAAUCCAAACUUCCUCCCUCGUGGUUGGAUCCUCGAUGAAAUUAUCGAACGUGUAGAACGCCGUGGGGAUCGGGAGAUCCUGGGCCGCGUGAUGAGUAUGGCGCUCAAUCCAUUCAAUGAAGAAUGGGGCUUAAAUGCGGAGGAAGAGGAGCGGUUCUGUGGAGACGUCCCGAGAUUUCAGAGGGCUAUGAUGUGUAGCUGCAGUUCAUAA
This is a messenger RNA of Aspergillus versicolor CBS 583.65, 1869 nucleotides long. RefSeq names its product YdiU domain protein. Bases 1 to 1869 code for a protein of 622 amino acids. Lineage: Eukaryota; Fungi; Ascomycota; Eurotiomycetes; Eurotiales; Aspergillaceae. The transcript is spliced from 6 exons. The record is from RefSeq and is a predicted model, not a curated record.